This is a messenger RNA of Eublepharis macularius, 2809 nucleotides long. RefSeq names its product dnaJ homolog subfamily C member 3-like. Gene Ontology annotation, molecular function: misfolded protein binding; protein-folding chaperone binding. The transcript is spliced from 12 exons. The coding region runs from base 25 to 1581 and encodes 518 amino acids. Gene Ontology annotation, cellular component: endoplasmic reticulum. NCBI's taxonomy places the organism in Eukaryota, Metazoa, Chordata, Lepidosauria, Squamata, Eublepharidae. Gene Ontology annotation, biological process: protein folding in endoplasmic reticulum. The record is from RefSeq and is a predicted model, not a curated record.
UGAGUUGGUUCCGGGAGUUGGGAGAUGGAGUCCGGGCAGCUGCCGGUGUGGCGCGGCCUGGGGCUGCUGGGGAGAGCUGCGGAGAGCCCCCCGCUCGGGCCCGGCGGGUGCGAGAGGCGGCUGCUCUGGGCCGCGUCCUUGCUGUGCGUCUUGCUGGACUUGCAGUUGCCAGGUUUGCUGGCUGCUGGACAAGCUGAAAUUGAGAACCAUCUGGAAAUGGGUCGCAAGCUGUUAGCGGCUGGGCAGCUGGCUGAGGCGCUGUCCCACUAUCACUCAGCGGUGGAAAGUGAUCCUAAGAACUACCUUACGUACUACAAACGGGCAACCAUUUAUUUGGCCAUGGGCAAGUUCAAGUCAGCGCUGCCGGAUCUCUCCAAGGCUAUCGAGCUCAAGCCGGAUUUCCUGGCUGCCCGACUGCAGCGAGGCAUCAUCCUCUUGAAACAAGGCAGCUCGCAGGAGGCGAAGCAGGACUUCGAAGCAGUGCUCAAGAGCAAUCCAGAUAACACAGAGGCCCAAAGCCAGCUUGCCCGAGUCAGCGAAGUAGAGUUUUCCAUGCAGGAGGCCCGGACUGCCUUCCAGAGGAAAAAUUACCUAGGAGCAAUCAGUAUUCUGGAUCGAGUAAUUGAGAUUUCUCCCUGGGACCCGGAAUCCAAAGAGCUGCGUUCCGAGUGCCACUUGUUCCUCGGCGACUACAACAAGGCCAUCCUUGACCUGAAACCAACCACCAGGCUGCGGAAUGACAACAGGGUGGCUUUCCUGAAGCUCAGCAAGCUCUACUACAACUUGGGGGAGCACGAGGAGUCCCUAAACCAAGUGCGCGAAUGCCUUAAGCUAGACCAAGACGACAAGGAAUGCUUCUCCCAUUACAAGCAAGUGAAGAACCUCUCGAAGCAGCUGGAAUCUGCUGAGGAACACGUCAAAGCUCAGAGGUACGAAGAAGCCAUCAAGAAGUAUAAAGCAGCAGUUAAAACAGAGCCAAAUGUGGCGAUCUAUACCACAAAGGCAAAAGGACACAUCUGCCACUGUUUAACCAAGAGCAAACGACCUCGCGAAGCCAUCGAUGUUUGCACAGAAGCUCAUCAACUUGACCCCAGGAACGUCUUCAUCUUGCGGGACCGAGCUGAAGCAUACAUACUGAAUGAGGAAUUCGAGAAAGCUGUUGAAGAUUACCAAGAAGCCAAAGAGUUUGAUGGGGAAAACGAAGAGUUGAAAGAAGGUCUGGAGAGGGCACAGAAGCUGCUGAAGCAGUCCAAGAAGCGAGAUUAUUACAAGAUCCUGGGGAUCCGGAGGAACGCAAACAAGCAGGAAAUCAUCAAAGCCUACCGGAAACUGGCUCAGCAGUGGCACCCUGACAAUUUCCAGUCUGAAGAUGAGAAAAAGGAGGCGGAGAAAAAGUUCAUCGACAUUGCAGCAGCGAAAGAAGUCCUGACAGAUCCAGAAAUGCGGCAGAAGUUCGAUUCCGGCGAGGACCCCCUAGAUCCAGAGAAUCAGCAGGGAGGAGCAGGGCACCAGCACCACUGGCCUUUUGAAUUCAACCCCUUCGGUUCCGGGAACUUCCACUUCAAAUUUCACUUCAAUUAACUGGGCCGAGUUUGGGAGGCAAAACUGUGGCUAGCGAAUGGACGCAUGAACCUCUGGCUUUGCUUCUCCGAUCACUGAGACUGCAGAAGUAGCACUCCUUGCCGGAAACGAUAGCUCUGCAGUGGGAGGGUGAGAUUAGGGAGCGCUUCCCUACUGUAGUCAAAAAACAUCCCUUUUCAGAUGCGCGGGUGGUCUUUGGCAAGAUUGCCAAAGUCUGAAGAAAGGAUGGUGACUUUGUUUUAUAGCCGUCUGCCUGUGGGAUGUACCGUGCAUGCAAACCCACUGCAGCUCCCUGGGGUCCUGUCAUUCAUGGUGAACCUCAGAAAGGUAGAUUGACUUGACCUGGUGGGGGUAUAACUUUGCAAGGGCUGGGUUAGUAUACAUGUAUUUUCAAGGCAGGGAAGCAAGCCCAUUCUCCCACCAGUCAUAUAUAUCCCAAAAACAUCUGUCGGUCGCUGAGCUUUGUAGCUCCUGUCUACACAGUCUUGGUUUGAAGAUACCCCUUUUUCAAAAUACCAGAAAAAGUGUGCCAUCUAUCCUCCUGUCCAGUUCUUCCUCUCGCAUACCCAUGGGAAAAAGUCACUCCAUGAAGGGUGAUGCGACAGGUAAGAAAACCUCUGCAGUGAAUGAGGUGAGAAAGCAGAGCCCAACAAGCGUCCUCUUCUACUACCGUGUCUUUUACGUUGCUCUGGGGUGGGGGAGUUUGGUGGCUGUUCUAUGACCACGUUCUUUGGCUGGAAGAAGCAGCCUUUUCACAAGGACAGGGCCUGGAGGCGACUGCCCUUGGUUUUGUUAGCACACCGUGUCCAGUGGUAAAAUGGUUAUCACAACAGGACAGACUCUGGUAUUACAUACUGAUUAUGCUUCCUUCAAAAUGGUAGGGCUAUCAGUUGGACUUCAGGGGCUUAAUUCCCCCCCCUUUCCAUCGCUGCCUGAUUUGUUUCCACUAUGACCACUUCAUGUAUGACUUGCAAGGGUGAUACUGUGCAGCGGAGUGGGAAUUCCUGUGUUGUUUUCUUUCGAGUUAGUUACGACUUUCUUUCCUCUCCCUCUGGGAAAGAGGGGAGGCACUGCCUGUUCUUUACCCCUACCCCACCCCACCCCCAGUACAGUAGUUAAAAACCUGGUGUGUUCUAAUCGCCACCCAGCAAUGGAGAAGAAACGUUACAGAGGAGCAUUACCUCCACCUUUACCGAAAGUGUCAAGAUUAAACAUUUGUAUUGCAAAA